Molecule: messenger RNA, 8172 nt
Organism: Boleophthalmus pectinirostris (great blue-spotted mudskipper)
Lineage: Eukaryota; Metazoa; Chordata; Actinopteri; Gobiiformes; Gobiidae
Product: myosin-10-like
Exons: 44
Coding region: 203-6187 (1994 amino acids)
Cellular component (GO): myosin complex
Molecular function (GO): cytoskeletal motor activity; actin filament binding; ATP binding
Source: RefSeq, a predicted model, not a curated record
CGGGCGGCGAGAGUUCGGUUGAGAGGGUGCUGAUGGCGGGGGAGUACCACUGAUGAGAGAGCGGGCCACAGGACACAUUAUUUGAGCACAGAUUGGGGGAAUAUUACUUCAAUCUUCUGGGUACUAAUACAUUGUGGGACAGUUGUUCUUUCAUCGCUGCGUGUGGUGCCAUCUGGUGUAGUGGCUGAGUUUUCCAGCAGUAAUGUCACAGAGAAGUGGGCAGGAGGACCCGGAGCGGUACCUGUUUGUGGACCGUGCCGUGGUCUACAACCCAACAGCUCAGGCCGACUGGACGGCCAAGAGGCUGGUGUGGAUCCCUUCAGAGAGGCAUGGAUUUGAGGCAGCCAGCGUCCGGGAGGAGAGAGGAGAUGAGGUGGUGGUGGAGCUGGCGGAAAAUGGGAAGAAGGCGAUUGUCAACAAGGAUGACAUUCAAAAGAUGAAUCCUCCAAAGUUUAGUAAAGUGGAGGACAUGGCCGAGCUGACCUGUCUGAACGAGGCAUCAGUGCUGCACAACCUCAAAGAUCGCUACUACUCUGGACUCAUCUAUACAUACUCUGGCCUCUUCUGUGUGGUCAUAAAUCCCUACAAAAACCUGCCCAUUUACUCAGAGAACAUCAUAGAGAUGUACAGGGGCAAAAAGAGGCACGAGAUGCCCCCUCACAUCUACGCCAUCUCAGAGUCUGCGUACAGGUGCAUGCUGCAAGAUCGAGAGGAUCAGUCCAUACUUUGCACGGGUGAAUCAGGAGCAGGCAAAACGGAAAACACCAAAAAAGUCAUUCAGUACCUGGCCUACGUCGCCUCUUCACACAAGGGACGCAAAGACCACAACAUUCCUCCAGAAUCACCCAAACAAGUGAAACAGAGUGGACCCCUGUUUUAUGGAGAACUGGAACGUCAGCUUCUACAGGCCAAUCCCAUCCUGGAGUCUUUUGGGAACGCUAAAACUGUGAAAAAUGACAACUCAUCGAGAUUUGGAAAAUUCAUUAGAGUCAACUUUGAUGUGACCGGUUAUAUAGUUGGGGCCAAUAUUGAAACUUAUUUACUAGAAAAGUCUAGAGCAAUUCGACAAGCCAAAGAUGAACGCACCUUCCACAUCUUCUACCAGCUGUUGGCCGGGGCUGGAGAGCACCUCAGAUCGGACCUACUUCUGGAAGGAUUCAGCAAAUACCGUUUCCUGUCUAAUGGAAAUCUCCCCAUCCCGGGCCAGCAGGACAAAGACAACUUCCAUGAAACUAUGGAUGCCAUGCAGAUCAUGAGCUUUGGGCAUGAGGAGAUCCUGGCCAUGCUGAAGGUGGUGUCAGCAGUGCUCCAGUUUGGAAACGUUGUCUUCAAAAAGGAGAGAAACACAGAUCAGGCCUCGAUGCCAGAUAACACUGCUGCUCAGAAACUUUGUCAUUUACUGGGAAUGAAUGUAAUGGAGUUCACCAGAGCCAUCCUGACUCCAAGGAUCAAAGUGGGACGAGACUAUGUCCAGAAAGCGCAAACUAAAGAGCAGGCUGAUUUUGCCAUCGAGGCCUUAGCCAAAGCCACAUACGAGCGCCUGUUCCGCUGGCUCGUCCAUCGCAUUAACAAAGCUCUGGACAGGACCAAACGACAAGGAGCCUCUUUCAUUGGCAUCCUGGACAUAGCCGGCUUUGAGAUAUUUCAGUUGAACUCAUUUGAGCAGCUGUGCAUCAACUACACCAAUGAGAAGCUGCAGCAGCUGUUCAACCACACCAUGUUCAUCCUGGAGCAGGAGGAGUACCAGCGCGAGGGCAUCGAGUGGAGCUUCAUUGACUUCGGCCUGGACCUGCAGCCCUGUAUCGACCUCAUAGAGAAACCGGCCAAUCUCCCAGGCGUCUUGGCUCUGCUCGAUGAAGAGUGCUGGUUUCCCAAAGCCACAGACAAGACCUUUGUAGACAAGUUAAUCCAGGAGCAGGGGACCCACCCCAAGUUUCAGAAACCACGGCAACUAAAAGACAAAGCUGACUUUUGCAUCAUUCACUACGCUGGCAAGGUGGACUAUAAAGCUGAUGAAUGGCUGAUGAAGAACAUGGAUCCACUGAAUGAUAAUGUUGCCACUCUUCUUCAUCAGUCAACUGACAAGUUUGUGGCUGAACUGUGGAAAGAUGUGGACCGUAUUGUGGGAUUGGACCAGGUGGCUGGGAUGAACGAGACUGCUUUUGGUGCUACCUACAAAACAAAGAAGGGCAUGUUUCGUACAGUGGGCCAGCUCUAUAAGGAGUCUCUCACAAAACUUAUGGCUACUCUGCGAAACACCAACCCCAACUUUGUGCGGUGUAUCAUCCCCAACCAUGAAAAGAGGGCCGGUAAACUGGAGCCUCACCUGGUUCUGGACCAGCUGCGCUGUAAUGGAGUCCUGGAGGGGAUCCGAAUCUGUAGACAGGGCUUCCCCAACCGCAUCGUCUUCCAGGAGUUCAGACAGAGAUAUGAGAUCCUGACACCAAAUGCAAUUCCCAAAGGUUUUAUGGAUGGGAAACAGGCUUGUGAGAGAAUGAUUCAAGCCUUAGAGCUGGAUCCCAACUUGUACCGCAUCGGCCAGAGUAAGAUUUUCUUCCGAACAGGAGUCUUGGCUCACCUGGAGGAGGAGAGAGACCUGAAAAUCACAGACAUAAUCAUUUACUUCCAGUCUGUGUGCCGUGGAUAUUUGGCACGCAAGGCCUUUGCUAAAAAACAGCAGCAGUUGAGUGCCUUGAAGGUGUUGCAGAGGAACUGUGCAGCCUACUUAAAACUACGACACUGGCAGUGGUGGAGGCUCUUUACCAAGGUGAAGCCUCUUCUGCAGGUGACCAGGCAGGAGGAGGAGCUACAGGCCAAAGACGAGGAGCUGUUGAAGGUGAAAGAACGACAGCUGAAGGUGGAGAAUGAACUGGUGGAGACGGAGAGGAAAUACCAACAGCUCAUGGAGGAGAAAAACAUCCUGGCUGAGCAGCUCCAGGCAGAGACGGAGCUGUUUGCAGAAGCUGAGGAGAUGAGAGCACGAUUGGCGUCAAGAAAACAAGAACUGGAAGAAAUCCUGCAUGACCUGGAGUCCCGUGUGGAAGAGGAGGAGGAGAGGAACCAGAGCUUACAGAACGAGAAGAAAAAGAUGCAGGCGCACAUACAGGAUUUGGAGGAGCAGCUCGAUGAAGAGGAGGCUGCUCGUCAAAAACUACAACUGGAUAAAGUCACAGCUGAGGCCAAGAUUAAAAAGAUGGAAGAGGACAUUUUGUUGCUUGAAGACCAAAACUCAAAGUUUCUUAAGGAGAAAAAGCUGUUGGAGGACAGGAUCUCUGAAACCACAUCUCAACUGGCAGAAGAGGAGGAAAAAGCCAAGAAUCUCGGCAAAGUCAAAAACAAGCAAGAAAUGAUGAUGAUCGAUUUGGAGGAGCGUUUGAAGAAAGAGGAGAAAACACGUCAGGAGCUGGAGAAAGCAAAGCGUAAACUAGAUGCCGAAAACACAGACCUUCAAGACCAGAUUGUGGAGGUGCAAGCUCAGAUCGACGAGCUGAAGAUUCAGCUGUCCAAGAAGGAGGAGGAGCUCCAGGCUUUAUUGGCCAGGAGUGAUGAGGAGACCCUCCAAAAGAACAAUGCUCUGAAGCAGGUGCGUGAGCUGCAGGCCCAGCUGGCUGAGCUGCAGGAGGACCUGGAAUCAGAGAAACUGUGUCGAAGCAAAGCCGAGAAACUGAAGAGGGACCUGAGCGAGGAGCUGGAGGCACUGAAGACCGAGCUGGAGGACACACUGGACACUACCGCCGCACAGCAGGAGCUCAGAACGAAGCGCGAGCAGGAGGUGGCAGAACUGAAGAAGGCCAUAGAGGAAGAGACAAAGAACCAUGAAGCUCAGAUCCAGGACAUGAGGCAGAGACACGCUGUGGCUCUGGAGGAACUGUCAGAGCAGCUGGAGCAAGCCAAGAGGUUCAAAGCCAACCUGGAGAAAAACAAGCAGAGCCUGGAAAGUGACAACAAGGAGCUGUCGUCAGAGGUGAAGAGUCUGCUUCAGGCCAAAACCGAGUCGGAGCAUCGCAGGAAGAAACUGGAGUCUCAGGUGCAGGAGUUCAUGAGUCGCGCCACUGAGGCUGAGAUGGCCAAAGGAGAGCUCUCUGAAAGAUCUCACAAGCUGCAGAUGGAGUUGGACAAUGUGUCUUCCAUAUUAGAAGAAGCAGAGAAAAAGGGCAUCAAGCUGACCAAGGAUGUGGAGAGUCUGGAGAGCCAGUUACAAGACACACAGGAGUUGCUAAAAGAGGAAACUCGUCAGAAGUUGAACCUGAGCAGCCGCAUCCGUCAGCUGGAGGAGGACAAGAACAGUCUGUUGGAGCAACAAGAAGAAGAGGAGGAGACAAGACGAAACACAGAGAAACAACUGCAGGCUGUGCAAACUCAGCUGUGUGAGUCCAAGAAGAGGCUGGACAGUGACACUUCUGUAAUGGAGGCCCUGGAGGAGGCCAAGAGGAAGCUGCAGAAGGACCUGGAGCUGUCCCAGCAGUGUCUGGAGGAGAAGGGCAUGGCCAUGGACAAACUGGAGAAGACUAAGUCCAGACUUCAGCAGGAGUUGGAGGACAUCAUGAUCAGCCUGGACCAACAGAGACAGGUGGCAUCCAACCUGGAGAAAAAGCAGAAGAAGUUCGACCAGUUGCUGGCUGAAGAGAAGACAAUCUCUGCUCGCUAUGCAGAGGAGCGUGACCGCGCUGAAGCAGAGGCCAGAGAGAAAGAGACCAAACUCUUAUCUUUGGCCAAAGCUCUGGAGGACAUGACGGAAACCAAAGAAGAACUGGAGAGGUUCAAUAAACAGCUGCGGGUCGAAAUGGAGGACCUGAUGAGCUCCAAGGACGAUGUGGGCAAAAAUGUGCAUGAGCUGGAGAAGUCGAAGCGCACGCUGGAGCAGCAGGUGGAGGAGAUGAGGACUCAGCUGGAGGAGCUGGAGGAUGAGCUCCAGGCCACAGAGGAUGCCAAGCUACGUCUGGAGGUGAACAUGCAGGCCAUGAAGGCCCAGUUCGACAGGGACCUCCAGACCAGAGAUGAGCAGGGAGAGGAGAAGAAGAGAGCACUGGUCAAACAGGUGCGUGAGAUGGAGGCAGAGCUGGAGGAUGAAAGGAAGCAGAGGACUCUUGCUGUGGCUGCCAAGAAGAAGCUGGAGAUGGAUCUGAAUGACCUGGAGGGACAGAUCGAAGCAGCCAACAAGGGCAGAGAUGAAGCAAUCAAACAGCUGCGCAAAUUACAGGCUCAGAUGAAGGAUUACCAGCGCGAGCUGGAAGAGGCCCGAGCCUCUAGAGAUGAGAUCUUCACUCAGUCGAAGGAAAACGAGAAGAAGUUCAAAGGCCUUGAAGCUGAAAUCCUGCAGCUACAGGAGGACUUUGCAGCAUCUGAGCGAGCGCGUCGUCACGCUGAGCAGGAGAGAGACGAGCUGGCUGAUGAGAUCUCCAACAGCGUCUCUGGAAAGUCGUCCCUGCUGGACGACAAGAGGAGGCUGGAGGCCCGUAUCUCUCAGUUAGAGGAGGAGCUUGAGGAGGAGCAAGGCAACAUGGAACUGGUCAAUGACCGCCUCAAGAAGAGCAGCCUUCAGGUGGACACUCUGACCGGUGAACUGGCCACAGAGCGCAGUGCUGCACAAAAAGCAGAAAACGCCAGACAGCAACUGGAGCGGCAAAAUAAGGAGUUGAAAGCCAAGCUAACAGAACAGGAGGGCUCUGUGAAGGCCAAGUUUAAGGCCUCGAUCACGGCUCUAGAGGCGAAGAUCCUGCAGAUGGAGGAGCAGCUGGAGCAGGAGGGGAAAGAGAGAGCAGCUGCCAAUAAAGUGGUGCGCCGGACAGAGAAGAAACUGAAGGAGGUCAUGAUGCAGGUGGAGGACGAGCGUCGCCAUGCUGACCAGUUCAAAGAGCAGAUGGAGAAGGCCAACGCUCGCAUGAAGCAGCUGAAGCGACAGCUGGAAGAGGCUGAAGAGGAGGCGAGUCGAGCCAACGCAUCCAGGAGGAAACUCCAGAGAGAACUGGAUGACGCCACAGAGGCCAGCGAGGGCCUGACACGAGAGGUCACCUCACUCAAGAACAGGCUCAGGCGAGGGGGGCCCGUGAGCACCUUCUCCUCCUCGAGCCGCUCCGGCCGGCGUAACCUAAACCUGGACGGAGCGUCUGGAGACAUGUCUGAUGAUGACGCAGACAGCCGCGCCAGUGACUUCAAUGAUACACAACCCACUAACGCUAAUGAGUAACCCCCCAUGUGGGCAUUUCCUCCUCUGUCAUUCCUGACCAGAUCUCCUUCACUAAACCCCAGCACAGCUCUGAUUCUGCUGUUUAUGUUGUGGACACUGCAUUGAAAACCACCACUGCCCCAGGACCACGAGCAAUGGGGCAAAAAGACAUGUGGCACUGCCUUAUUCCACUGGCACGCCAUUGUGUACCCUCCUCCAUCAGGUAUUGAUUUAUCUGCUCAGCUUAUUGAGAAAGUAUGCAUAGGUACUAAGUGCUUUUAUAUUAAACUCAAGUAUGUAACGUUUAUGGCGUACUGCGGACUGGAAAUGCAGGGGAUGUAUGUAAACAAAACAUAGUAUUGGAUGUUUUACUCACCGGUGUCUAAAAGCCAUUCCUUAUCGGACAGGCCGGGUCCUACCACGCUCAUCUCAAAAUGGACCCCAAAAUGAAGCUUGCUCUAAAGAUGGUUUUGUUGCAUGAGGCCUCUUCCAAACAUCUCACAACGACUAACAUCUCGGGACAUGCAAUACAACAGAAGACUGGAUUUAAGUAUUUUACUGUGAAAAGGGUGUUUUAUUUUCUGAUGCUUCAUCUCAACAUGCAGCAAACGAAUGUCUGGCUGAGUUUGAACUGGAAAUCUCACAAUGUUAACCCUUUUGUAUUGAACACUAGUGUUUAUGAGAAUGCCCUGUGAAUGAUUUUCAGACUGGAUCAGACUGGAACAGGAAGCACUACAGCAGGAUAUGUUCUGUAACCUGUGUACUCUUAUUACAGCUUUGCCCACAUCGGUCACUUAUAAAAGCAGAUGGAAGUAUCAUCACGCGAAUGUGUUUCGUGCUUAGUCUCAGUCUUUUUCUCUUGCGUUUCACCAACUAAAAACAAAAUACCAAGAAGUUUUGUUGUUGUUUUUUUUUUACAUUGAAGAAACUAUAUAGUCACAAGUAAUUUUACACACUUGUUUCCAUGGAGAUGUUAUAACGUCACCAGGAAUUUUACACAGUAUGGCAUUAAAAUGCAUGUUCCUAUUAGAGAUGUUAUUGCUAAAGAUGUGUUUAAUGCCAUACUGUAGAAAAUUCCAAUCGAUGCAAAUAAACAUCACCAUGGAAACAAGUUAAGUUUCAGACCACCAGUAAAAGUUACAUAGUGCACCUUUAAGGUUAAAUACAGGCUUUGGAGUUUGUUUUAAGUGAUCAUGACAGAAAGAUUGUGGCUACACUGUGCCAUGAUUUUGGACUUUUGACAAUGCUAUAAAGCACUUACUAUUCAACGGUUGUCUGAAAAUGUAUUUUAGUGUAAGUUUUUUUUUAGCUGAAUUUCCCUCAAAACAACCACUAGAUCAGUAUCCUUUUCCACUCUUCUCUUGGUACAAAUAUGAGAAGAAUGGAUGUCUAAGCCCCAUUCCAAUAUUAACACAUAUAUUAUGUUUCUUUGAAGUGCCUUAGACACUCAAUAAGAACAUAAAGUGGGCAAGGACGUCCUCCAAACAAACUCAAUAAUACAAAAAUGAAUAAUACAACAAUAUUAAUAUAAUAAUAAUAAUACAAGUACCUAUACAUGUUUUUUGUAUUUUUCUUGCUGUGAUUCAUAUCAAGCCCGCUGCAUACAUUUUAGAAUAUUGUGUUUGGGUCAAAAUCACUAUUAAAUACAGUGUUAUAAUGAACUACACAGGAAGCUGCUUUGCUCCUUAUUUCCUCAGCAGCUGCACUUUCUAAAAUAUUUAAUUUCAAAUAUAGUUUUCGGUUUUAGUCAUUAGAUUAUUUUGGCCAAUGUCACUCUGCAGAGGAUUUCAUUUGGUUGGAAGCUUUAACACCAACAGGUAGUCAACGUGAUUAAAUUAUCCAACUGCAAACACUUCACUAGUUUUUCUUGUAUACCUGUAUUUCUAGACAGCAAUUUGUUUUUGUAAAAGAAAAUAAAGCAUAUUCAUUGUAUUUGCUUCACUCUUUGAACUGAAUGUCUCCUUCAUCCAUUAAAGUGCAUUAAUGAUGAGUACAAUUUAAAGGUA